This is a messenger RNA of Chironomus riparius, 5399 nucleotides long. NCBI's taxonomy places the organism in Eukaryota, Metazoa, Arthropoda, Insecta, Diptera, Chironomidae. The record is from the annotation of a GenBank genome assembly.
CUUACACAAACCAAUUUUUCUCAAAAACGUACCUUGUUAUUUCUAAUGUUUAUACAGUUUUACAAAUUGUAUAUCAAGAGCUAUAUUUCUGUAUAUUCAGUUACCUGGAAAUCGACCUGCUAAGAUAGUUGCGGCACGUUUGAAGAUAUUUUUCAUAGGAUUUUCGUACAUUUCCAACCAUACCAGCACCAAAACUGGAAAGUUAAAAAUUUUACAAUACAUUAAAAUAAAGCUUUUAUAUUGUUCUUAUAGGAACCGAAAACAAUUUUUCAAUAACUUUAAACAUUGCAGAGAUUUUUAAGUUUAAAUAUGUCAUGAAAAAACCAGUUUUUUUGCUCAUUUUCAACUUCAAAUAGCUCUAGAAUCUCAAAAACAGCACAAAAUGGUCUGAAAUUUGGCAUGCAAGUCUAAUUUAAUGUCCUCUACAAGAAAAAAAUACCCCGAGAACCUAAAUUGAAAGAGUCCUAUUUUCGAAGUGAAUUACCCCUUUUUUUCAAUUUUGCCCCAUAGUGGACAGGUGAGAACCCUACAAUUCCUUGAUAAUUUGUAUGGUUUUGUUAGAAAACCCUUGUAUGGUUUUGUUAGAAAACCCUUAAAAAUUGUCAAGGAAUUGAAAGGUUCUCACCUGUCACAGGUGACCUGUUUCACAACUCUGAUUUGAGUAGAUUUCUUCCUAUUUUCUUCGAUUUGAAUUGUUUACAAAACAAAUAUUUUUCACAAAAACUUUUCAGAAAAUAUUUUUAAAACAUAAAUAUUAUUGCAAUAAGCGUGAUCUUAUCAAAUUGAUAGAAAAAUCAAUACUAAAGUUACAAAAUUAAAGUAAAAAUUUAAAAAAUCGAUAUAAAAUUAACGGUUUCAAAAAGUUCAAAUUUCAAAACCUUACAAAUUGUUCGGUUGAAAUAACAUUUGUAAGGUUCUCAUAUUUUUGAUUUGUUGAAAAAACAUAUUUGUUGUGAAUUUCUGUUAAAAUUACAUAUGAAUAUGCUUUAAAAUUAAUUAAGUCAUCUAAAACACAAAAGAAAAGUUAAGAAACGAGGUAAAAUGUGGAAAAAAUUUUCAUUGUUUUGAUACAUUUUUUGGACUCUGGAACAAAACAUGUGAUUUUAGAACAAUCUCAUCAAAAUUUAAUUUUAAAAGUGGAAGUAAGAAAAACGGAAAAAUUCAAAUUUCCGAGAGGUACGAUUUUUGAUAAUAUUUCUAAACACCUUUAAACACCCGGAAGUCGAAAAUACGUUUUCAUUAUUAUCGGUAUUUUUGAUAAAUUAAAGCGAAUUAUACAAAUAAACCACAGAAAUGGCAAAGAAAACUUACGAUUUAUUGUUCAAACUAUUAUUAAUUGGAGAUUCUGGUGUCGGCAAGACUUGUAUUCUCUUCAGAUUUUCUGAUGAUGCUUUCACAUCGACAUUUAUUUCCACAAUUGGAAUUGAUUUCAAAAUCAAAACAGUCGAAUUGAGAGGAAAGAAGAUCAAAUUACAGAUUUGGGAUACUGCCGGACAGGAAAGAUUCCAUACUAUCACAACAAGCUAUUAUCGUGGCGCUAUGGGAAUACUAUUAGUUUACGAUAUUACCAAUGAGAAGUCGUUUGAAAACAUAAUAAAGUGGCUGCGGAAUAUAGAUGAGCAUGCAAAUGAGGAUGUCGAGCGAAUGAUUUUGGGCAACAAGUGUGAUAUGACUGAUAAAAGAAUCGUUAGUAAAGAACGCGGUGAAGCGAUUGCUCGUGAAUAUGGAAUUCGUUUCAUGGAAACAUCAGCUAAAGCAAACAUUAAUAUCGAGAAGGCAUUUAGUGAAUUGGCUGAAGCUAUUCUAGACCAAACAGCCAGUAAAGAUAGCAACAAUGAGAAUCAGGUCGUUGUCGUAGACCGAAAGAACCAGGAAAAAUCUCCAGCUUAUAGAAGUUGUUGUACAUCAUAAAUCAUACCAAGUAUAAAUUUCUAUAUUCCUUAAAUUCAUCGCUUCAGAAAACACAAAAAAAAAUAUUCGUAAACGAUACUUAAAUAAACUUCUUUCAUCAGCAUUCAUUAUGGUUACCUCUUCACAUAUGGGGUCAAUCGCAAAUGACGUCGUUCAUAUAAUUAGAGAUUUAGUCCAUCACAAGAAGGAAAGUAAAUAAAUCAGAUAUUUGAAGGACGUCUUUUGUGAACGGGAUUCCUUUUAUAAUUUAUCUAAAUUUGCUGUAAUUUAUAUUCAGCAUAAACCAUUGGUAACUCAAUGUUUAAUAAUAUUAGGAUAAUGUAUUAUAAGAGCUAAUCAGAAUGCAAAUAACUAAUAUAUUUCCAUUGCGGUAAAAUGAUGAUUAGAUUCUUGUAAGAUUGAUGUCGGUCAGAAUCCAGUUUAACGACAAUAUUCAUUAAUUCCAAUCAAGUAGAACUGUUAAGGCAUCAAUAUGACCAAAGUCUGUCCAUAUUGUCGCAAAAAUUUCUUUAUUUUAUCGGACGGUGUAAGUCAAGAGCUUGAAACUUCUGAAAAGGUCAAUGCUAUAAGCAUUUAUGAUGUAGAGAUUUUAUAAGAAUUUUUGUUUUGUCCAGUGAAUGUAUUAACAGCAUUAAAAACCCGAUAAAAAAAAAAUCUUUUUUUCAUUGUAUGUAUUGCCUCUAAAAAUCACCGCGCUCAAAUAUUAUCACAUUUGCUUAUUUUUAUCAGCCGACCACAUUUUCUUACAUUCAUCAAAAGUUUUUUUUUUUUAUAAAGUAUAUAUAAUAUAUAAAGCAAGAAACUAAAGUCGAAUGUCGUCAUUUUUGCAACAAAGAAUAACUUUUUUAAGAAUGCAAAAAUAGAUAAUUUUUCAAAAUCUUUUUUAUGGUUAAUAGGAAAGUUUCGAAUGAGGAUGCUUAAAGCAAAAUUUUAGUCAAAGCGCAAAGUUACAAUUGCCAUAAUAAAUGUUUUUAAAAUUUCUUUUAUAUUUUUUUUAAUCGAGAAAAUGUAAUUUUAAUGAAUUUGAAGCAAUAAGCUUAGAAAUGAAUUUCUUGUGAUCAAAAGCGUACAUAUUUUCCCGUACUGAACAAUAAGGCAGACGAUAAUUUAAAUCCAACAAAAUUAUAUACUUCACAAGAGAUUUUUGAAUAAUCUUACCCAUUAAUUUCUAAAUUUGAUUAGGGGUCGUUAACUUAUGACGUAACAGUAAAGUUUCAAUAAAGAUCCAUGGAUUUCCUGGAAUUUCUAUUGGUAUUUUCUAGCUACAUCUCUCCCAUGGAUGUCAUAAAUGAACGACCCCUAAUAUAAACAUCAAUUAAAUUGUAAGCUAAAAUAUCGUUUCCGGGAAAAUAUGCAGCAAAAACCCAAAAAGAAUCACAAAAGUGACAUCAGUAAAUCUAUAAAUUGAUUGUUACGCGAAACACCAUGAAACUUUUUGUGCUGUUUUGGAUGAAUUUCCAGAUACGAAAUGCUUGAAUAAUUUUGGGUAUGUGCUUCAUAAGAAAGCCAAAGAAGAAAAGCUUCUCAAAGUGAUUAAUUUGAUAAUUGAACAAUAUAUAUCACAAAAAAAAAUUAAUAAUAUCAAAUAACAUCUCUUUCUGUUGUGUAUAAAUCUUAAUUUUGUAAUAAUUUCCGUUCUUAAUAUUAGGAAGCUUAUUAAAAUAUUUGAGGGGUCGAUUCAUUAAUGAUGUCAUUCAUCAAUCAUUAAUUAAAGAAUUCGAGUAUUUAAUAUAAGAUUUUUUUAUUACAAUAUUUGGAAUUGAUGGUGGACAUUAUUAACGAAUGACUCUGGAUAUAGAAUUUUCUUUGUUAUCGUUUAGUUUUAUUCUUUUGGAAAUCUUUAUUUUAAAUAAUAAAAUUGAGAAAAUGAUAAUAAAAUUAUGAAAUUUCUACUUAAAAUAAAAUCUCGUCCAUGUUCUUGUUAAUUCCUCUGCAAAGGAAUCAUCCACAAAGUGCUGAAAUAAAAGUUCAUGGAGAUCAUCACAGAUUCUUAAAAAUGGAUCAAAACUUGUAAGCUGUUCCAAUUUAAUAUCACUACUAUAGCUGUCUACAUCCAUAAAAUGGAAUUUAAUGAUUUCCAAGUCUUUUAAUUCUUUGGUGACAAAUUCCAGCAAUUCUUUGGAAAGUGAGAAUAUCUGCAGCACUUUCAAGCAUGGAGAUAAUUUUAAUAAAGUUUUAAGUUCCUCGAUACAAGUUGCAGACGUGAUGAUUUUGGUAAUUUUGUCAUUCCUUCCAUUGAUUAGUUCUAGGCUUCCACCAAUACUUAAAUAGUCAACAUUAAGGUAAUUUUUGAAUAAAAUACAGGAUAUAUCUUCAUCAAUGAUAUUCGAGGUUAUGCAAAUUUUUUUCAAACUAUCAUUUUGCCUCUCAAUGAAAACCAUCAAGUUAUUACAGAAUUCAGCAUGAAUCUCAUUCAUUUCGAUGCAAAAGAAUUGUAAAUCGUUGAUUGUAAAUUUAGCGUGUGCAGAUGUUACAGCAUAAUUCAAGCUUUUGCAUUUGAAAUCGUCUUGAUUUAAUGUUUCCAAAACAAUAUUUACGGCAUCGAAAUAAACUCCUUUGAUUCUGCAUCUCUUCAAGUUCCUGACUUGUGUUGUUAAAAUUGGAUAAAUAACUCUCUUCAAAAAUGCAUGCUUAUUCUUCUCUCGAUUCUCCUUACAAUUAAAGUGCAAGUAGUCCAAAUUGAAAUUAUAAGCUGUGAAUCCGUAAAAUUCGUAAUCAUAGCUUAUUCCUUGUGGAUGUAAAAUUUUAAGAUCUUUCAAUUUCUCGUUAACUCUUAAACAAUAAUUGAAGUAUUUGCUUAACCGAACAUUUUCAACGUGCAGCUGUUCAAGAUAAGUACAUGAGAUGAAGAAUAUCUCUGCCGUGUAGUCGUUAAUGCUGCAAAUUUUAAGUUUCUUUAAAUCUGUCAGAAUUAACCAUUGAUCAUGAAAGUUCCUCGUAUUGAUUUCAUCCCAUCGAAAUGAAGCAUUUUUCACCUCUAAAUUGACUAUAGACCUUUCGAUUGUCUUUAAAAUCAGCAUGUACUUCUCUGUGAUAUAAUGAUUGUUGUGACAAUCAACCUUGACAUUCUGAUACUUUCGCUUAUUCUGUCGAAAAAAUUGAAGAAAUUCUACAACUUGAUUAUUAUCAUCUAUAUGUAGGUUUAAUGUCACUUUCAACAUACAUUUUGGUGAAUUUGAAAUUAUUUCACUUAAAUUUUUUGACACUUGACUUAAAUUCAAAAUGUCAUUGAAUGACAAGUGCUGGAAAAUCAGCUCAAAGUUAUUAUCAGUCAAUGUUAUUCCCAUUUUUCUUAUCAAAUUAUGUCACUUGAAACUUUUUUUGUUUAUCCUUUACAACGUCCUUGAAAAUACUCGUUAGAUAUUGGAAUUGCGGUAGGUCAAGUGAAUCAACAGAUUUCUCUUAUAAUGCUAGAUAAAUGGAACUUACAGAUGUUUACAAACUUUUCUGAUAAUCUAAGCUACAAUGGCAGUGCCAUAUAAAUGCGC